Messenger RNA from Ficedula albicollis (Collared flycatcher), 2086 nucleotides. It is a transcript of the gene CARD9, whose product is annotated as caspase recruitment domain family member 9. The record is from RefSeq and is a predicted model, not a curated record. Gene Ontology annotation, biological process: positive regulation of canonical NF-kappaB signal transduction; regulation of apoptotic process. Bases 223 to 1854 code for a protein of 543 amino acids. The transcript has 12 exons. NCBI's taxonomy places the organism in Eukaryota, Metazoa, Chordata, Aves, Passeriformes, Muscicapidae.
ACAGGGAUCUCACAUGCUGGGAGGUGGAGAAGGAGGAGUGAGCUGCUGCUAAAGCAGAGGCAACAGCUAAUUAAAACACUUCUGCAUUCUCAGUCUGUGACGUCCUUGGUUUCACCACCACAGCCACACUCCUCUGGGAGGCUCAGGGGCUGCUUGUUUGUUCUUGUGAUUGUUUUAUUCCAGACAGGACAACGCUGCUCACUGCUUCCCCUCACUGCUGCCAUGCUGGAGGAGGAUAAUGAUGAGAUCUGUUGGAAUAACCUGGAGAAUUUCCGUGUGAAGCUGAUCUCGGUGAUUGACCCGUCCCGGAUCACCCCGUACCUGCGGCAGUGCAAAGUGCUCAGCCCCGAUGAUGAGGAGCAGGUCCUCAAUGACCCCAGCCUGGUCAUGCGCAAGCGGAAGGCAGGUGUUCUCCUGGACAUUCUUCAGCGAACAGGACACAAAGGCUUUGAGGCGUUUAUGGAGAGUCUUGAGCUUUAUUAUCCCCAGCUGUAUAAGAAAAUAACUGGCAAAGAGCCCAGCAGGGUUUUUUCUAUGAUUAUAGACACGGCUGGCGAGUCUGGCCUGAGCCAGGUGCUGAUGAACGAGAUCAUGAAGCUGCAGAGCGCGGUGCAGGAGGAGCGGCGCAAGGCGCAGGAGCUGGCGGUGUGGCUGCACUCCAAGGAGGACACGCUCAGGGAGAUGUGGGUCAGGGACAGCCUGCUCAGAAAGCACCAGGAGCGCGCCCAGAGGAUGAAGGAGGAGAGGGACAGCCUGAGCAAGGAGCUGCGCAAGUGCAAGGACGAGAAUUACAGCCUGGCCCUGAGCUACGCCAAGCAGAGCGAGGAGAAGAGCGCCGCCCUCAUGAAGAACAGGGACCUGCUGCUGGAGAUUGAUCAGCUGAAGCACAGCCUCAUGAAGGCUGAGGAUGACUGCAAGCUGGAGAGGAAGCACACGAUGAAGCUGAAACACGCCAUAGAGCAGCGCCCCAGCCACGAGGUGGUGUGGGAGAUCCAGCAGGAGAAGGAGCUGCUCUUGGCCAAGAACCAGGAGCUGGAAAACACUCUCCAGGUUGCCAGGGAGCAGAACUUGGAGAAGAGCCUCUCCAAGGAAGCUCUGGAGAAUGACUGCAGCCAGACUGUGGAAGAACGCCGGGAGCUGCUGAACACCAUUUACAGCCUGCGCAAGGAGCUGCGCCGAGCCAAGGUGCUCCAAGACAAACAGUUUGCAGAGGAAAAAGAGGUGCUGGAGCUACAGUGCACAUCUCUGAGGAAGGACUCCCAGAUGUACAAAAAGCGGAUUGAAGCUGUUCUGCAGCAGAUGGAGGAAGUGGCUUCGGAGAGAGACCAGGCUCUCCUGACCCGAGAGCAGUUCCACAUGCAGUAUUCCAAGAACCUGGUGGAGAGAGACGCCUACCGCAAGCAGAUCCGGGAGCUGGGCGAGAGGUGUGACGAGAUGCAGCUGCAGCUCUUCCAGAAGGAGAGCCAGCUCCUGGCCACCGAGGCCAAGCUGAAAAGGCUGCAGCUGGAGCUGCCCACACUGACCUCUGACCUGGAUGACACUUCCUCCAGAGAUUCCCAGGAACUUGUUCUUCAGAGUCACCUGGAUGAAGAUACACAGACAGCUAAAAAAGAUUGCCUGGAAGUACAAAACAAGGAACUCAGCCCUCGAGUGAGCCAUCUACCCCCAAAAUCAUCAAGUGAGUGUGGCUUGGCCAACGAGGAACUGGCAGAAAAGGAGAGGAGGAGGAUGAAGGACUGCUUUGAGCGUUACCGAAGAAAAAGAGCAAUGAGAAGGGCGCCCAAAGACCGGCACCACGAGGCGGAUUGGGAGAACAGCUCUGGCAGCGACAACACCGACACCGAGGGCUCCUGAGAGGGACACACCAGAGUCCCUUGGAGAGGGACAGCACCGACACCAGAGUUUCCUCAGGAGCCAAUCUCUGAGGGAAACUCCAGCUUCUGUAGGGCGGCUGUGCCUCUCCAUUUCACUCACAACAGACUGCUUAGAUUUUAAAGCCGUCCAAACAGCCAUUUAUGAAAAUGCUACAGCGGCGCUGUUGCGUGGCUCUGACGCCCUCUCGGUUAAUAAACAGGUUUAAAAGUGA